Molecule: messenger RNA, 1659 nt
Organism: Anolis carolinensis (green anole)
Lineage: Eukaryota; Metazoa; Chordata; Lepidosauria; Squamata; Anolidae
Gene: ostc
Product: oligosaccharyltransferase complex non-catalytic subunit
Exons: 4
Coding region: 231-680 (149 amino acids)
Cellular component (GO): oligosaccharyltransferase complex
Source: RefSeq, a predicted model, not a curated record
CUUAUAUAAUUACACUAAUGUAGUUUAUUCUCCCGUUUUUUUCGCCGUCAGGUAUUUUGCGCUUUAUUUUCUUCUCGGCGAAGUUAGGUUUAUAGAGCUUCCAGGACCUGGCUAUUCCUUACCGCCUCCUUGGGACGGUGGCGGCGGCGGGUCAAUCUGGUACGGAAGUGGUGGUGGGCGUGAGAGCUGAGGCUGCGGCCUGAAGGAAGAGCGGGGCUUUCGGAGUCGGCAUGGAGGCGCUGUACCGGCUCCCGUUCGCGGUGUUAGAAUGCCCCAACCUCAAGCUGAAGCGGCCCAGCUGGGUGCACAUGCCCUCCGCCAUGACGGUCUACGCGCUGGUGGUGGUCUCCUACUUCCUCAUCACGGGAGGAAUUAUUUAUGAUGUGAUUGUAGAACCUCCCAGUGUUGGCUCCAUGACAGAUGAACAUGGGCAUCAGAGGCCAGUUGCAUUCUUAGCUUACAGAGUAAAUGGACAGUAUAUAAUGGAAGGGCUCGCUUCCAGCUUCCUCUUCACAAUGGGAGGCCUUGGUUUCAUUAUUCUUGAUCGUUCCAAUGCACCAAAUAUACCAAAGCUGAAUAGAUUUCUGCUGCUCUUUAUUGGCUUUGUCAGCGUUCUGCUGAGUUUCUUUAUGGCAAGAGUGUUCAUGCGGAUGAAAUUACCGGGCUACUUAAUGGGUUAGUGCCUUUUUGUGACUGCUAUGAAGCACAGAUUGGAUUUGCUUUUAGCUGUGAAGAAGAUUGGAUAAUAAAACCUCCACAGCCCAAAUGCCUCUCCAAAGAGACAACGAAAAAAGAGGGACUAAGGAAGAGACUGUUUUCUCAUUUCUUCUACUAUAAAUACCAAUAUUUGUUACAUGCAAUUAGUUUAUUAAUAAAUUUGUGUCUAUUUUUCUCAACUGUGAAAAAGAAAACAAUGUAUUCUAAAGUGACACUGAUGUAAAUGGAAUUACAUUACAAAGUAAAAACAUUGUCCUUCAUCUAUUCCCUCAAUUCAUGACUAAAAGUAAUAAUUUUGUGCAUCCUUUUUACACCAUGACUUGUUUCGUCUCCUCGUGAGAGAAUAAAUUGUGUAAAUUGAAAGGAGAGAAUAGUAAUAGUUUUUUUAACAUGUCUCUAUAUAUUCGAAAUAAGAGUUUGUCAAGGCUGAACACCAUGACCAGAAGCAAAAAAAAACAAAAAAAAACCAAAACCUUAAGGAUAAUGGGUGGCUUUGUGUCCCAUCAAUCCAACCUGAUUGUGCUAAUCCCAUUUUUAGAACAUGGAAGAGUAGCUAGAAUUGGAAUGUUGCAGAAAAUAUUUUGAUUUGGGUUUACAUCUCCACUCCUAACCCGCCCAAAUAGAUGGUCCAUGCUUUGUCAUGUGGUACAAAGAAUGAAAAAGAGCAUAGCUCAUCUCAGUUUAGAUGAUGGGUGACUGGAAAGUGUGGGUCUGACAUGUUUUUGCAGAUGGAUUGGGUUCUCUGUACUAGGGCAUGUGUGUUCAAAUAUAAACAUGUCUUGGCAACCUUAUUUUUGAUCUUCAUGCUGGUAGAUGCACACAAAAAAGCCACAUGUAAUACAUUAAGAGAUUGAUAGACACAUGCAAAAUUUUGUGAAAGUAGUUCUUCCUUUUCCAAAAAUAUAUUAAAAAUAUGACACAUUAAACAUCUUUUCUAAUAAA